AUGACCGCUACACUACAGAACCGUGGCAACAUAUAUCCGCACUUCGGGUUUCACGGCUUGUGUGACGGCGCCUGCCGUCGGAGUGCACGUGGCAGCAGCACCGGUAGUGCACGUGCCACCGUGCCCGCUGCGCGCGGGCACGCCAAAGGAGCCUGGAGGAACUUGCCGGCUGCAGGGACCGAUGGCGUACAGAGACCGGAAAGCUUGGCGGAGCAUCUCGCAGCGCACAGGCUGUUCCUCCAGUUCACAACCGUUGUCAUCCUCCAGGAGCAGGUCCGCGCGGAUGGUUGCCCAAGGCUUCGGGGCUUCCUCGGCCGCCUGCGCAACGGCGAGCAGACCGAGCUGGACUUCCAGCGGCUCAGUCAACGCCUUUAUACACCGUCGUGCAAGGCGUCCUUCGUAGACGGUCUGAGAGCCAUCACGCCCCUGAACCAAGACCGGUGGGACCUGAACAUGGCAGCCGUCGUCCAGUGGGCCCGUGCCCACGGCAAACACAUCUCCAUCUUUGUAGCCAAGCAUGACACCGAAUCGGGGAAGCGGCUGCGCGUCGAAGAGCUGGGCGACGUGCUCCGCCGCGGAGACGACUCGCAGCUGCCAACCCCGGGCCUGUUCUUCUACGCGCAGGGGAUGUCGGUCGUGGUGACUCGGAACCAGUUUAUUGGGCUGAAGGUCGUCAACGGGGCACCUUUCAAGGCCGUCGACAUCUUCCCCGACCUCGCUGCCAGCACCAUUGCGCUCGCCAGCGACGUGACUCUCCACCUUGGACCGCCGGUGGCCGUCUUCCUCGAAUUGGACGAUAGCGCGGGCCUCGCUAUUCCCGGGCUCCCUAACGGCACCAUCUUGAUCAAGAGCAAGACGGUCGCCAUCCCGAGCCAAAUGCGGGGCAAGGAAACCAGAUGGAGGGGCAAGCCGGGUUUUCGGCGGGUUACCCAUAGAACAGGACCUCUUUGUACGCCGGCCUUCGCCAUGACAGAUCAGAAGAGCCAGGGAAAACAAUUCUCGGACGUCCUCGUCAACCUCAAAGGCGUCCACUUUGGCGGCACAGCGACUCGACCCAACUUCAUGAGGGCGCAGAGCUGGGACGGGCUGCAUCUGUUUCGGAAAUCGGCGCGCAGUGACUUUAUCGAACCCAAGAACGUGCUUGAUAAAGACAUGAAGGAGGCCAUCCUCAAGCUGGAACGACAGGGCGAGAAAACCAGACGGCGGCUCGAGCAGGACCACAGGCACGAGCCGUGGUUUCAGGAAUGGGACGCCAUGCCUGAAUCAGCGCAGGCUGCUGAAGCUGCUGACGAAGAUGCGGGUACGUCGCUCUAG
Messenger RNA from Chaetomium globosum CBS 148.51, 1314 nucleotides. RefSeq lists its product as uncharacterized. The record is from RefSeq and is a predicted model, not a curated record. The transcript has 2 exons. The coding region runs from base 1 to 1314 and encodes 437 amino acids. Lineage: Eukaryota; Fungi; Ascomycota; Sordariomycetes; Sordariales; Chaetomiaceae.